CUGUACUUGAAAACAUGUCCAAUCAUCGCACAGGUUUCAUUUUCAGUUUUGUAGUUUGAAACUAUUCUUCAAGUUUCAUAACACGGCUGUCGGACCCUCAUUUUGUAGCAGCUACAAGGACUAUAAACACACAAGGCAACAAAUUCACAAAGUAAGUUAAUAAUAUUAAUAAUAAUAAUAAUAAUAAUAAUAAUAAAUUUUAAGACGAAAUAAGUAGGGCUAUAUCUUACAAUUCAGUAGCUUUAUACAGAAAAUAUAUAUAGUGCUAAUUAGUGGGGUUAUUCGGUUUAGCCUCAUUAACAGCAUAUACUGCUAAUGAAGUUUAAACCGAAUAACCCCACUAAUAUUAGCACUGUAUAUUUUCUGUAUAAAGCUAUUGAAUUGUAAGAUAUAGCCCUACUUAUUUCGUAUGCUUAUAGAUUCUUCUAGAAGCUAGGUUAUUAUUUGAAAUGCUUAUAGAUUCUUGUACGUAGAAGCCAGACUAUAGAGUGUUUGCACUCAUUCUCCAGGGACCAACUCUACAAAACCCAUGGCACAGGCCAUGUUGGCGUUCCAGUCAAAAGAGUCUAACUAAAAUUAUUUUGAAUUGGAACACCAACAUGGCGGCUGUGACGUAAUGUGCAAAUGCUCUAUUAUUUCGCCAAGCAUUGCAAUUUUAAAAUAGUAAUAUUAUGUGGACAGCUUAUGUUCGUUAUAUAUUGAAAUAUAAUAAAACCUUUAGAGGUUCAAAAUGUUCGUCUAAACCACAGAAUUUCACUUUCUACACGAGAGAAACUUGCUGAGCUAACCGCCUCGAGUCACUUUGGGAAAACUGCUCAACAACGUAAUUGACAAAAUCAUUUGCAUUUUCCUCCAUUUUGUUCCAAGUCACAUGAAGAAACCAUGGUUUGUCAUUGGCUAAUUGAUUCAAGCAACUCAAUACUAAGCUCACAACAUCCGCAGACGUUGAUUUUUUCCUCACGAGGUGAAAAAUAACAAACACGAUAGAUAUUUUCCUCAAGGCCUCGAGAGGUCAAAUCCUCACGAAAACUAUCCGCACACGAGAGCCUGACUUGCUGAGCUAGCUGCCACGCGAGGCGGUUAACUCAGCAAGUUGCUCACGUGUGCGGCAGGCUUUGUGCAAUGUGGUUUCAUUCUCUGCUGAAUAAAUGAAUAAUAAAACACUCCGCCCUUCGGCAAUUUCUCGUUUUCCCAAUUUCCACUCGUGUUGAUAUUACUGUAUAUCAACACGGAAAAUGUUUUAUAUUUGUUAAUUAUUACACACUUUUCCUUGACAAGUUGAUCGGUCAAAUACGUUUCCCUUGACUCGAGUUGGCUCGUGUGCACGAAAUGUUGUUAAACAUUUAUCUCACGCCAAGGCCGCCUUUUGUUUGCUAAAACCAUAGAAAUGUUUCUUGUACACUUGUCAUGUUUUCCUUGGCGGCCGUAUACACGAACACAUAUUCCUGGCAUGACUAUAGCUUUGGAAGGAAAAUUUGUCACUUUUUUGCCGUGCACACGAGCAAAUAAAUCUUGUCAAGGAAAACUUUCUCGUCUUUAUGGGGCUGUAGUGUGAACAAUGAGGAAGUUGAUGACCAUCUUAAAUGAACUCCGCUUCCCGAAACCGGAUGAAGACGUUCAUCAGUCCUUUAAGCCGCUCCCUUUGCCGAUCCGGCAAGAGAUAGAUGGUUUUAUUCAAUAUCUUGACUUGCAGUAUAUAUACUGAAUUGAUAAGGUUUACAGUUAAGAAGAAGAUUUUUUAAACUAUUUACAAAAAAUUAUUUGCUAUUUACAAUUAUUUUAUUUGCAGUCCUAUUAGAACUGAUAGAGCUAUCCAGUAUAAAUAAAGGUUAGUUUAGUUUCUUCCUGUAGUAACACUGGUUCAAUAAGGGAUGAUCCUUACUGGUCAGGAAAGCGAAGUUUAGAUUUGACUGAGAGGUAUCCAGUUUAUUUUUAGUUUAGUUUAUAUUCCUUCUCAUCGGCAAUCCACAAUUUUUUUUCUAGAAAGAUGUUGAGAGUACCGCUAGCAGUUUUUGUCCUGGCAUCUUUAUUUAGUGGUCAGUACAAGCUCUUCUUCGCAUCGUUCAAGAGGUUUUGUUCUUAAAAUAAUGGUUACUUACCGAAAAACUGUUUUUCAAUUCUAGGUCUUCACGGGCAGGCACUGACAUGUCUGUGUACAGGGAGUACGUGUGCCAACGGUGUGACAACAUGUACGGAAGACAACGAGCUUUGUUACGCAGCUGUGAUUAGACUGAAAGAUGCUAGCACUAGAAUCGAAAAAGGUUUGCAUUUCUUCAGGAUAUCCGUUUAGUGUUCCUCGC
Messenger RNA from Paramuricea clavata, 2300 nucleotides. NCBI's taxonomy places the organism in Eukaryota, Metazoa, Cnidaria, Anthozoa, Malacalcyonacea, Plexauridae. The record is from the annotation of a GenBank genome assembly.